UUUUUUUUUUUUGAUUUUAGGUAAAAUGUUAAAGAAAAAAAAAUACAUGAGAAGUCCUAAAAGGAAUAAGCUGUAAAAAUACGUGCAACAUCUGGACAUUUACUCUUCAUUGUGCACCAGAAAUGGCUUUUUGUAUCUGUCAUAACUGGUACAACAUCAGACAUGAUACCAGUCUUGACAACACAUCCCUGGUCGCUACUAAUCAAUGCUGUAUGUAACUCACAAGUUCAGACCAGGACACGAUGACUCACUGCCCCAACAGAGACAGUCACUCACUGUGAGGUCCUGGGGCUCAUGGAAACAAAUAAUUCAAAACACUCAAAAAAUAUAAACUAUUUACAGGACAGGAUAUUUAACCUCCCAAUAACACAUGACCCAUUCACAGUCUAUAACGACUGCUAAGAAUGAGCUGAGUACUGUACCAACGCCGACAGUGCUGAGAACCAGUUACCAUGCCAUUCAUCCCUGUGUCAAGAAUUUACUGUCUCUCUUUAAAACGGGGUGAAAGAAAGAUGCCUAGGUACAUGUGAAACUAGGGCAUUACAGUCUAAACGUGGCCUAAAAGAUUAACCUUUGCCAAAAAGUCAUGUCAAAUGUAGUCCUGCUGUUUUACAGUACUGUAUAGUGGAAGGCUAAUUUAUUUAAUAUUCAAUCAGACUUUCCCCAUGCACACAUAGCUUUACUAACAGUAUAUAAAUGAAUGGGGUGGUUACUUAUAGCUGCAAAAUAUUAAACAAAGUGUAAACACUUUCCAAAUUAAACUACUGUGUGUAUAGACAACUUUAAACGUGUGAGGUCUGAGGACACCAGCGAAAAGUAAUACGGUUCAGACCAUAGACAUAAGACCGCACACACUAAUUUGUUUAUCUGUCGGGUCACUUGGUCACAGAUGUCUACGUCACUGGCCUGCCCUCUGCAUUCAUGGCAUUCCCUUUAAUAAUUUAUGAAUGCCUUGUCCCCUACGUCAUGCACUUCUCUAGCGAGGAAGUCGUCUUAAUGAGAUCCCGUAAAGCACACACACACAGACAAUACAAUCUGUAAUAAAAUCAGCAGGUCGCUUUUUGAUAUUUUUAAAAGGGUCACCAGUAUGUACUGCAUUCUGUGUUGCAUGACCGAAACCUAGGAAUACAACGACAUUCUUACAGUAAAUUUUCACCUCCAAAUUAUAAUAUGUCCUCGAAUUUUAACCAAAGGCUAAAAGGUCUCGUUGUCUCUGGAGGACUAUCCAAGAUGUCGGCGCCCAUGGAGGUAGUGGUCUGCUCGGAUUCGGCCGGCCAGCUCUGGAACUGCGCGGUUUUCGAGCUUCAUUCCGGGACCAACCUGCUCUCAUACCGGGGAGGCAACACCUCGGCUCGGGGUCUCGCUAUCCUGAACGGGGAACACCUUCUCGGAGCCCAACUCGGCAAGAACUACAUCAACGUAUGGGAGAUCCAGAGAAAGGAUCAACUGCAGCAGAAGAUUGUGUGCCCUGGGAUUGUGACCUGCCUGACUGGCUCCCCCAAUGGCCUGUACCUGCUGGCUGGGAUUGCAGAGAGCAUCUACCUGUGGGAGGUCUCGACUGGCAGCCUGCUGGCGGUGCUCAACAGACACUACCAGGAUCUGACCUGCCUGCGCUUCACUGAUGACAGCAGCCACUUCAUCUCAGGAGGCAAAGACAACCUGGCCCUGGUGUGGAGCAUCUGCAGUGUGCUGCAGGAAGACCCAUCUCAGACUCCAGAGCCCCGGCAUGUCUGGGCCCGGCACUCCCUUCCCAUCACAGACAUCCACUGUGGCCUAAUGGGACCCCAGGCUCGUGUAGCCACUGCCUCCCUGGACCAGACUGUCAAGCUUUGGGAAAUCUCCUCAGGGGAGAUCCUGCUCUCUGUCCUCUUUGAUGUGGGGAUCAUGUCCGUCACCUUCGACCCCUGCGAGUACUCUAUGUUCUGUGGUGGCAGUGACGGCAACAUCUUCCAGGUCACUCUGUGUGGAACGAAUCUCCAGCGAGACAAGAGCUUUCAGACCGACCAGGAGGGGAGUCAAGUGUUUAAGGGACACAGGAACCUAGUGACAUGUCUGUCUGUGUCCAUGGACGGCACGCUGCUACUGUCGGGCUCCCAUGACGAGACUGUAAGGCUGUGGGACAUUCAGAGUAAACAGUGCGUGAGGACCGUCAACCACAAAGGCUCGGUGACCAAUGCCUUUAUCAUGCCCGCUCCUGCAAACAUGUUCCAGCCGGACAGCCGACCCACUGUGGGACUGCCUCGCUUCACCCGCCACCUGAACCCCUCGGAGCCAGGGGAGGGGAGCGAGACAGGGGGGGUCAGCCUGCGGUUGGGGCUUCAUAUGCAGGGCACUGAAGACUCGUACUUGGAAAAGGCUGGCAAGUUGCAUGCGUUGAUGUGUGCAGCCACAGACAAGAGUGUGUUCGGAAUCGGGGAGAAUACCAAGGUGCGAGUGGCGGAGCUGGAGGAUGAGGUGAAGAAGCUAAAGAAGAUCAACAAGGACCUUUACGAGUUCUCAGCACAAAUCCUGACCAAGCCACACUGAACCAGGGGUACAUUAAGCAGUCGGAGGGUCUCCGGCUGGUUUCACAGACUCCAGUUAGCUCCUAUUCUAGACUAAUCUAGGUCUGUGAAACCAGCCAGAGUCGUGUGGUCUGUUCGGCUGUGUAAAAAUCCAUUUGCAACUGAUGCUGUCAACUAGGGAGACUCAUUGGGCUUGAUUCUCAAAGAUACUUACUGUAAAAGGAAUUCAAGACAACUUAUGGCCUACUUAGAGGAAGCUAAAUGAAAUAUCUGGAUUGUUUAUUUCCAGUUUGGUAAAUUUAUUGGGUGCGUUUUUCCUAUUGACAGUUUGGAGUGAAUCGCUAUCAGAAUCUGGUGCAUUUUGUCUAAUGGUGCCAGCAGCUUUUCUCAUAUAGGAUUCUGAUACACACAUACAGCUGUGACCAAAAGUUUUGCAUCAUCUAAAAUUUUAGGAUUGAAACCAAAUAACAUUGUGUGUGUAUAUGUAUGUGUGUAUACAAGCUUGCUAUCCUGAAUAACCUGAGCUUUAAAACCAACUGAACGAGAACACAUUUUUCACUUCACUCACUGUGAACUGACACUGUAACCAGCUGCACUUGGUAGCUGAGAAUGAAUGAAUUUACGAUUAGUUUCCAAUCCAGUGAAACAAGUGUCGCGUAGAGUUCAGUCACGUGAAACGACAGUGUCGACUUACCCACUAGUUCCACUUUUUAUCCCUUCGGUACCGGUAACAAGGGUCGAGUUACGCGUGGUGUUGAAUAAACAAAAGGUUGCAUAUAUUUUAUAUUAUGUAAUCAAAGAAACUAUAAAGUGAUAUCGCAAGUGACUACCGGAAGCCAUAACAAUAGUACAGUAUAUCGUGUUAGAUUUCGAAAUGUUACAUUUUGUAAAUGUCAUUAUUCAGAAUGUUUCUUUCGACUUUAGAAAGCAAAAUGAGUUGAUUCUAUAGGAAGAUGCAAAACUUUUGGCCAGAGCUGUACACUGUAAUAGCAGUUGUAUUGGGCACAUGUUUCACAGUUUUGGUGGAGGCCUCAUAAAGACCUUUCCACAACAACAGCAGUGUGCAGCACCUCUGGAGCCUCCUGUACUAUAGGGUAGAGAUCCAUUCAGCAAACUGCUUCAGACAGAAGAGAGAUCCAUUCAGCAACCUGCUUCAAACAGAAGAGAGAUCCAUUCAGCAACCUGCUUCAAACAGAACAGAAAUUCGUUCAGCAAACAGAAGUCUGCUGUCUGAGAUUUGCACAGAUUACUGAUCUUGAACACAGCCCCAGAUUUCUGUUAGUCAGUUUGGGAAUGAGGGUUUUCUGAGGGUGGAAUGGGAGGGGGGAGCUGCUGAAAUGUUACAAUUCCAGGAUUUUUUUUUUUGUAUAUCAAUUUAUGAAUUUUUGGCAUGCAGGUUAUUUUUGGUGUCUUUUGUGUAAUAAAAGUUUUAUAGUAUAAAA
This is a messenger RNA of Polyodon spathula (Mississippi paddlefish), 3946 nucleotides long. Its product is annotated as WD repeat-containing protein 18-like. Bases 1171 to 2526 code for a protein of 451 amino acids. The transcript is spliced from 11 exons. The record is from RefSeq and is a predicted model, not a curated record. Gene Ontology annotation, molecular function: protein binding. NCBI's taxonomy places the organism in Eukaryota, Metazoa, Chordata, Actinopteri, Acipenseriformes, Polyodontidae. Gene Ontology annotation, cellular component: nuclear pre-replicative complex. Gene Ontology annotation, biological process: rRNA processing; DNA-templated DNA replication.